Penicillium lagena is the source of this 1002-nucleotide messenger RNA. RefSeq lists its product as uncharacterized. The transcript has a single exon. The coding region runs from base 1 to 1002 and encodes 333 amino acids. The record is from RefSeq and is a predicted model, not a curated record. Lineage: Eukaryota; Fungi; Ascomycota; Eurotiomycetes; Eurotiales; Aspergillaceae.
AUGCUCAAUUUCGGACUGAGCAGCGUACCCGUGGCUGCAGAGCGUCAGCAGCGAAUGCUCCGAACAAUCGGACACAACCUCGCCGUCAUCAACACGGAGACCUGCCGUUCCCUACAAAGCACCGAGGUGCAACGACACCCGGACCACGAGGCUCUUCUCACUGCUGUCGUCCUACAAGGCAUCGUGGUCGCCCAGACUGCCGAUGGAGUGCUCGAGCCGCAUAUCAAGUGCGCAUUAUUUCUCAUGCAGACCUUAAAUCGUUUUCACCAAAUCCCGGAGAGUCCUCUCGCUCGCAUGACAGCUCAGCGCUUCGCGAUGGUUGAUGUGAUGCUGGCCGUCUCUCGACAGCGUCGACCGUAUGCGCCCCGGGAUUUUGUGUUAUAUCAGCCCGAUGGCCCGCGGUGGGAUCUGACGGAGCCCUCGUUUCACAAGAUGACGGGCUGUCCUCAGCCCUUGAUGUGUUUUCUUGUGCGAGUCUCACACCUGGCCUGUGAUGUGGACGAGGGACUUGAGAAGGGCGGAUCUAUGGACAGUGUUCUCGGUGAAGCAUUUUGCCUCGAGAAUGAGCUUCGUGCUUGGGGAUUGGGAUACACGGGGACGAUCAUGGAUACCCUUGCACCACUCGAUAUUCUUACAGAAUGUUUCUACUGGACCGCCCAUCUGCUACUUGCACGUCGUGUGUUCCGGGAUGCCACCUGCUCGGCGCGGGUGCAGCACUUAUCGCAUACCUGUUUUCGCCUGAUGGACCACCUAUACACCGGCUGCGGGCCCGAUUCAUCUCUCCCACAGCCCUUCUACCUGGCCGCCCGAGAAGCCGUCACGCCGACCGAUCGUGACUGGGUGCGGCGGAAGCACGAGGAGAUGACGGCGUACUACCGCGAGCAACAGCGCAACCUGGCGAUGUCGCUGACGGAGCAGAUCUGGCAGCAGACCGACACAUCGGCCACUCCUGAGGGGGCGAUCAAGGCGCUGGACCGGGAGUCGUGUUUGUUUAUAUUCUGA